CGAAACAUAACAACAUUGGCCUGAAGAUCGUGUGUACCAUCAACCUAACACACACCAGAGACAGCUGACAGUACUCCCACACUGUCCACUCAUACACACAACUGGUACUUUUCAGAUCAGUAUAAAGACGAUCUGUGUCCCUGAACGUAGAAAUACUUUAUCCAGUCGAGCAACUUCGAAAAAUUCAUGAAACGUAAAUAACUCGUACGUAUAUAUUGGGUAAAAGUGUUAGUUAAUAAACUAUCCUAAUUAGAGAAACUAAACGAGUUAACGAAGAGAUGAAAAUAAUACACAGGAAUAUACGAUGUGUAGUGUUCAAAUCCUGAAUAUAUGUUUAGUGUUAACUUUAGCGAGUCAGUUGUCCCCAGGAUGGAGAAGGUGAUGGAGGCAGCUGGCGCACCUCCUCACACAGCGGGACCACUGACCAUCAUCAUCCCUCUACUCGCUAACCUUACCGCCACCGCCGACUUGGACUACGAUUGGGACUACCACAAUGUCACCGCCAACACCACCACACAAGACUCCUUCAACUCGUCAACUGCUGACGAGUACUGCAGCACGGAGGAGUGGGAUGACUUCCGGCACAGUUACCAGGCAGUGCACGGCUGUAUGUCACUGGUGGUGUGCGUCUUCGGCUCCGUGGCUAACGUGAUCAACAUGGUGGUGCUCACCAGGAGGUCGAUGGUGUCGCCCACCAACGCCAUCUUGACAGGUCUGGCAGUGACGGACCUGCUGGUGAUGGUGGAGUACAUCCCCUACACCAUGCACCAGUACGUGUGGCAGGGCCGCUCGCUGGCCUCACAGUACUCUUGGGGCUGGGCCGUCUUCGUCCUCUUCCACGCUCACUUCACUCACGUAUUCCACACCAUCUCCAUCUGGCUCACCGUCACGCUGGCCGUCUGGCGCUACAUCGCCAUCGCCUUCCCCCAGAACAACACUACGUGGUGCUCCAUGCAGCGUACACACACAGUGAUCGUGGCCGCCUUCUUCUGCUCCGUCAUCUGCAACAUCCCCAGUUACCUCAACUUUACAAUCAGCCAGGCGGAACACGAGGGACAAACACUAUAUAUUGUCGGCUUCAGUCACUUAGCGCUGGCUCACGGUGGGUUCCUUAAGAGCAUUAAUUUCUGGAUCUAUGCUGUCAUGCUCAAGUUGUUGCCGUGUAGCGCUCUUACCGGCCUCUCUUUUGCUCUCAUCCAGGAACUAUUACGGGCAGGCCGGCGACGUGCCCAGCUCAUGAAAAGGAAUUCAUCAGGCCGCGCCGCUGACGCCGAGCGACAAGCUGACAGGGUCACAAUAAUGCUACUGGCUAUUCUUGUGUUGUUUCUCGCCUCUGAGGUACCACAGGGCAUCCUUGGCUUUCUGACUGUCAUCCCGGACUCUGGGUUCUUCCCUUGCUACCAGAAGCUCGGGGAGAUCAUGGACAUGUUGGUGCUCUUUAACAGCGCCAUAAACUUCCUGUUGUACUGCGCCAUGAGCAAACAGUUCAGAGACACUUUCAGUGAGCUCUUCAAGUCGUGUUGUGUACAGUGGCUGGCCAUCCGUGCACCGCGACUCCCUCCAUGCUGGAAGGCUGUGCCCGCGGAUGCUCCACCAAUAGAAGUUAACAACACCUGCAUCACACAUGUCUGAGCAAUAGUGUUAGAUCAAUAGAAACAAUAGAACACAUGUUUGAGCAUCUGGUGCAGGUGUUCCUCACACCUGUACAGAGUGUUUGAGGAGCGUUAGUAUACUGACUCAGCGUCUGAAUCUUAAAUAUUUACUUAAGAAAGGAAAAUCCUUGAUGGAGAUGAAGUAUAAUGAAAAACGUGAAAAUUUGGAGUGUAAGAGCAAGAGACUUUGUUAAAUGAAGGUUUUUCAACUGUCGUGACAAAGAGACAGUGAGAGUCGAGGCAACACACUCUCUCACAUUCCCGAGUGUGAGACAGUGUGAUGGUGAGAGCAAACCCAUUAAGUACCACUGACUCAGGUCUGUGUUAUAACGGAACCCAUGAGUAACUCUGACGUCACUAAUAACAAACACCAUAAAUCAGUAAGAUAGUUUACUACCUGCCUGGAUCACCUGAAGAUCACACACCCCAGCAUACUCCAUCUGAUUGUUAAACACCGUAACACUAACCUAACCUAACCUGGCCUAACUUUCAGGUGAUCCGUUUUCACAAUGUAUUAAACUGAUUUCUUGUGUAGUGUUGUGGUGUCAGUGCCACACAUGAGGACCCAGUGUGUUACUGAAUGCCAGUGCCAUAUGUGUGUUGCAGUCGUGGUCAUGUAGCCUACAGGACACUCGACCACUCACCGUCGUGCUGUAGAAGGCUAAGUUAGACUCCUCUCUUGUACGUAGUGAGUCAAAACAGCUCAGAGGACUACACAGGGAGCCACAUGGAGUCACAUCACAAAGUUCUACACACUAGUUUGUGAAGUAACAGGAAAUAUUAUCAUCGUAACCUGAUCACUUAUAUAUAUAUAUAUAUAUAUAUAUAUAUAU
Messenger RNA from Homarus americanus (American lobster), 2485 nucleotides. RefSeq names its product G-protein coupled receptor dmsr-1-like. Gene Ontology annotation, cellular component: membrane. The transcript has 2 exons. The coding region runs from base 331 to 1632 and encodes 433 amino acids. Gene Ontology annotation, biological process: G protein-coupled receptor signaling pathway. Gene Ontology annotation, molecular function: G protein-coupled peptide receptor activity. The record is from RefSeq and is a predicted model, not a curated record. NCBI's taxonomy places the organism in Eukaryota, Metazoa, Arthropoda, Malacostraca, Decapoda, Nephropidae.